Corythoichthys intestinalis (scribbled pipefish) is the source of this 1137-nucleotide messenger RNA. RefSeq names its product zinc finger protein 511 (gene znf511). NCBI's taxonomy places the organism in Eukaryota, Metazoa, Chordata, Actinopteri, Syngnathiformes, Syngnathidae. The transcript is spliced from 6 exons. Bases 1 to 870 code for a protein of 289 amino acids. The record is from RefSeq and is a predicted model, not a curated record.
AUGUUACAGCCAGAACUGGUUCCUACUCAGGUAAGGGUGUUGGGAAAUUUAUAUAAUGAAGACUGUACAACUACUGACUGCCUGCCACAGGAGGAGGAUGAAAACCCGUUUAACUUCAGCCCGCAACUCAUCAUGUACCUUCACAAGGACCACGAACUGUUUGAGGAUGGAGAUGUUGAAAGACACAUGUACCUUCAAGACCUUUAUAUUUCAGAGGCAGACGGCGACAAACAGACUCUCAGAGUGUCAGAAUUUGCCUGUCACAUCUCAGGCUGCAACGCAGUCCAUGCCACUUUAGAGGAGUAUGAGCAUCACUACAACUCCUUACACCGUCAUGUGUGCUCCAUCUGCCGACGCUCACUACCCACUGCUCGCCUCCUGGAUAUUCACAUUCAGGAGUGGCACGACUCUGUCUUCAUGGUCCUGGCACAGCGGCAAGACAUGUACCAGUGUUUGGUGGAGGGCUGUGGACACAAAUUCAGGACGAGCACACUCAGGAAGGACCACCUGAUACGAAUUCACAAGUACCCUCCAGACUUCAGAUUUGACAAACCCAAAAGAGAAAAAGGACAUCAAGAGACAAAGCAGCAGCAGGCAGAAACAGCGAUGGAGGUAGCGGACAACGUGAGCGCGGUUCUUUGUGAAGAGCAGUCCAAACAGGCAGAACAAGAGGAAUCCAUGGAAAUGCCCUUAUCCACAACAGAGAUCCACUUUUGUGAAAAGGGUGCCUCACAUGAGGAACAGGCAGCAGGUCACAACACAAACGAUGAACAUUUGAACCCACGAUAUUCCUACAGGGUUCCCUCCACUGUGUGCUUUGGUCAUGGCUCCACCCGAGGUUUCAGAGGUCAAAGAGGAAGGAGGAAAUGAAACUACUUCAGAUAUCACAAAUAUGUGCUCAUGUCUGCCUUUUAGUUCACAUGACAACAAAUAAAAUAUUUUCUGUCAUAUCGUUUAUUCAGACAAUUCUUCAUGUGACAUAUCGAUAAUAUUUGUUUCAAAACUGACGAACAAAAAAAACCAAACCUCAGUAUAUUUGUAAUAGAUUUUAAUUGUCCAAAAAUACUUGUUCAGCCAACAAGUAUCAAAUACACUGUUGAUCACUCUGGAAUAUAAAAUAAGUAAUCAACGGUUUAU